AUUUUUAAAAGGGAUUUUAAAAGCGCUUUAUUCAUUCUCGCGUCUCGUUCUUGUGGUGUUGUUUUAUUAUCAUCUCUUUUAUUUUUGAGUAAUAAAAAUACAUACCAAAAAUAUUGGUAAUUCGUCGCGUACGUUCGUGUCUUACCAUACAUCGCUACAUAGUAACAUCGACAUUUCCGAAGGAUUUUUCCAGCGAUUUUAAUCAUGUUUCCUGAGAGCAGCACUGGGUACAGCUAUGAGGAUUGCCAGGCCACAGCUGACUGGCUUCGGUCCCAGACUGCAGUGCGUCCUCUGGUGGGCAUCGUGUGCGGUUCGGGUUUGGGUGGACUGGCUGACGCCUUGAAAGACCAGGUGGCCUUCGACUACAGGGACAUCCCCAACUUCCCCCAAAGUACAGUGCACGGUCACGCUGGACGGCUGGUGUUUGGCACUUUGAAGGGCAGACCUUGUGUCUGCAUGCAGGGACGGUUUCAUCUCUAUGAGGGAUAUCCCAUCCAAAAGAUUACGAUGCCCAUGCGGAUAUUCAAACUGCUGGGUGUGGAGACCGUGAUUCUCACCAACGCCGCUGGCGGACUAAACCAGGACUAUAAAGUAGGCGACAUCAUGAUCAUCAAAGAUCAUCUCAACAUGCCUGGAUUUGCUGGAAACAACCCUCUGGCUGGACCCAAUAACGAAAGGUUUGGCGUUCGUUUCCCCUGCAUGUCUGACGCAUACGAUCGAGAACUCCAGCAGCUGGCGCUCGACGUGGGUUCGGAGCUCGGUUACAGUGACUUCCUGCGAGAGGGUGUGUACUGCGUUCUAGGCGGACCGUCGUUCGAGACGAUCGCAGAGUGCCGCAUGCUGCACAAACUGGGAGCUGAUGCUGUCGGCAUGAGUACGGUUCACGAGGUGAUCGUGGCACGGCACUGUGGGAUGCGCGUCUUCGCUCUGUCUUUGAUAACUAAUGAGGCAGUGAUGGACUACGACAGCGAGGAAAAGGCCAAUCAUGAGGAGGUUCUGCAGACGGGCAAACAGAGGGCGGAGCAGCUGGAGAGGCUGGUGUCCACCGUAGUCACCCGGAUAGAACACAACAACAAUUUUGCUUAAGACAAAAGAACGCUCAUUCAUCUGUGAACAAACAUUAUGGUUAUGGUUGCAAAAACUGUCAAACAGGUCAAUUCAACUUAGCUCCCACUUAUUUAUACUUUCUGAAUCUUUUUAAACCCUUCAUUUUUGGUCUGUGAUAUUUUGCGCUUAUGUAUAUAAACCUGGUCAACAGGAAAGUGCUUUUUUUUUUCUUUCUCUCUCUCUCUCUGUAAAAAAGAAAAAAUACAAAUAAUUUUUACAUUCCUCUGAAUGCCAAAACUAAUGUUUCUCAUUUCUAAGUUGACGUUUACCAUUUGUUGCUAUGUCUUAAUUUAAAAGUUGAAUUCUUUGUAAAACUUUGAUUGCUUUGUAGUAUUUGUCAGUAGAUGUACAGUAAAUGUCUAUCUUAUGUGUGGUUUUUUUUAACAUUUAUUAGUAAAAUUGGCUAUUUAUUACGCAUGUCUCCCUUUCGUCUAUGGUGGAAAAGUGAGUUUUGUGUACAAUUUUAAUAUUACACAUUACACAAAAAAACAUCUUAAAUGCUGGUAGUAUUUCUAUGGGGUCAUGGUGAUGGGGAAAUAUUGAGAUGGGAGAAAAAAAAUUUGAAUGCUUUUUCUCGUUCCCAAAACCUGUGAUGGAAAUAAUAUCACUUAGGAGGGAAAAUAAUGUCAAUGCUUUUUGUGAGUGAAUGCAAAGUUUCUCAGGGGAAUGCAAUAUUUUUGCGAGUGAAUGCAAACCAUUGAAAUGUUUAUUAUUUUUUUCCCCAUCAAAUAUUUUUUUUUCCAACACUG
Molecule: messenger RNA, 1856 nt
Organism: Sinocyclocheilus rhinocerous
Lineage: Eukaryota; Metazoa; Chordata; Actinopteri; Cypriniformes; Cyprinidae
Product: purine nucleoside phosphorylase-like
Exons: 7
Coding region: 205-1086 (293 amino acids)
Biological process (GO): nucleoside metabolic process
Cellular component (GO): cytoplasm
Molecular function (GO): purine-nucleoside phosphorylase activity
Source: RefSeq, a predicted model, not a curated record